UUCUAAAUUUGGCUAAUAACCAAAUACAAGAACUACCCUUAUCUCUAUCUUCUAUGCCAAAAUUGAGGAUUCUAAAUCUAUCAAUAAACAGGCUAGAUACUUUACCAAGAGGUUUUGGUGCUUUUCCAGUUCUGGAGAUACUGGAUCUCACUUAUAAUAACUUGAAAGAAGAUUUGUUACCAGGAAAUUUCUUCAUGAUGCAAACUCUAAGAGCUCUCUACUUGGGAGACAAUGAUUUUGAGAAACUACCUCCAGAAAUUAAGAACCUGAAGAAUCUUGAAAUUUUGGGUCUUCGCGAAAAUGACCUUAUUGAACUACCUAAAGAAAUUGGGGAGCUAAGUAGGCUUAGAGAGUUGCAUGUGCAAGGCAACCGUCUAACCAUUUUACCGCCAGAACUGGGCAACUUGGACAUGGCUUCCAAUAAAGCUGAAUUCAGAUUCGAAGGUAACGUUUGGGUACCGCCAAUACUGGAUCAACUCAAUUUGGGAAUCAGCCAUUUACAAGACUAUUUGAGGAGCGAAGCAUACAGAAUAACUUACAAUCGAUAUUUAACCAACAAACCGCCUGUACCGCCACCCUGUGUUGACAAAGCAAAGAAAAUUUCUCGACUUCGAUAGAAUUUAUAUAUAUAUUAUAAAUAUUAAUUUAUUUAAAGUACCUAUCAUGUAUUUUUGGUGCUAUAACACUGCCUUUUUAUCAAUAAUUUAAUAUAUAUCUAUAAGAAAAAAAUGUAUUUAAAAUCAUAAAUAUUUGUUGCCAUAAUAAAUGUUUAGAUCUAAUAUCUAAUAUAAAUAAUGUAAAGCGUAAAAAAUAGUUUAUAGUUAUAUUAUAAUAUACUAAAAGACAACAUUUAUAUGCUAAUAUAAAUUGUGUAUGUUAAUAAUGA
Messenger RNA from Sitophilus oryzae (rice weevil), 886 nucleotides. RefSeq names its product ras suppressor protein 1-like. NCBI's taxonomy places the organism in Eukaryota, Metazoa, Arthropoda, Insecta, Coleoptera, Curculionidae. The record is from RefSeq and is a predicted model, not a curated record. Bases 54 to 617 code for a protein of 187 amino acids. The transcript is spliced from 5 exons. Gene Ontology annotation, molecular function: protein binding.